This is a messenger RNA of Centruroides sculpturatus (bark scorpion), 1036 nucleotides long. RefSeq names its product THAP domain-containing protein 6-like. Lineage: Eukaryota; Metazoa; Arthropoda; Arachnida; Scorpiones; Buthidae. The record is from RefSeq and is a predicted model, not a curated record. Bases 88 to 558 code for a protein of 156 amino acids. The transcript has 5 exons. Gene Ontology annotation, molecular function: sequence-specific DNA binding.
AUCGCCAUAUUCAGGGCAGAAGCGAAAGUUUUCUACUUUCGAAUAAUUGUGUAAAUUCCAUACGUAUAAUUUAGAUUCUACGAUAAAAUGGUUAAUAGCUGUUGUGCGAUUAAUUGUACUAAACGCAAUACUAGAGAAUAUGGUCUUACUUUUCACCGAUUUCCUUCUGAGCCGACAUUGAAAAGAAAAUGGAUUCUUGCCACAAAAAGACCGAAAUGGAAACCAACCAUGUGGUCCGUUCUUUGUUCGGCUCAUUUUAGCAGUGAUUCUUAUUAUUUAUCAUCAACUACACAUAAGAUUCUAAAAAAGGAUGCGGUUUCCUCAAUAUUUGAAUUUCCUGAUCAUCUGAGAAAGAAAAAUGAAAGCAGACGGGUCUUCAUAAGAGGUUGGCUUAAUGACAGUGAACAAAAUACUUCUAACAUAGUUAUUGGAACAUCAAGUCCGCUCUCUUCAAACACUGCCAUCGAUGCUACAAAUCCAGUGUUAGUGGACCACACUUACGCUAUAACUGAAUCUCCAAGAAAAAUAAAAAACCAAUUGCUUCAACAAGUGGAAUGAAAUAUAGCACUUCGGAGAAAAUUAAAAACAUUACAACAAUACAAAAGACGAAAAAACAGUAAAAUAGAAACCCUGAAGGAAGCCAUACAAGAAUUAAAGAAAAACAAUUACAUCGCCGAAGCAGGACUGGGGUUGCUGCAGGAAUGUUCAGAUGGCACUUAUGGCACUCCAUUUCAAUUAAUGCAGGCUGUCCAAUAUCGGCUUAAAAAACAUUCGGUAGGAGCAUAUCCAGCAGCCUUGUUUAGUCCUGCAAAUAUUGCAUUAAGGCCAUUAGUGCAAUUAAAAGAUAAUGGCGCUUGAAUACAUGCUAACAGUGAUGUUAUUGAUGUUUGUAAACAAACAGAAAAGAAGAUUCGUUAUUUAAUGCUAAGUAAUGAAAACUGGAAACUCCAAAAAAAUGUUUUGGCAAGUAUUGUUCAAUCAGUGACUAUGCACUAUACCAAUGUAAAUACAGUAGAGCGUCGAUUUUCCGAAAGUC